Molecule: messenger RNA, 2983 nt
Organism: Gasterosteus aculeatus aculeatus (three-spined stickleback)
Lineage: Eukaryota; Metazoa; Chordata; Actinopteri; Perciformes; Gasterosteidae
Gene: mpeg1.1
Product: macrophage expressed 1, tandem duplicate 1
Biological process (GO): defense response to bacterium
Source: RefSeq, a predicted model, not a curated record
UCAGCCCUCUGAGACACAGUCAUCAUGAAGGGAGCAGUGACCCUCCCGGCUCUCUUGCUUCUACAUGUCUGCUCUGCGGUUCCUAUCAGCCGCCCUACCAACUGGCUCAGGCAAUGUCGUGCCUCCAUCAACCUCUCCAUCCCAGGACUGGAGGUGCUACCGGGCGGAGGCUGGGACAACCUGCGCAACGUGGACACGGGUCGAGUCAUGAACCUGAGCUACCGCCAGUGCCAGACCACCGAGGACGGCCUCUACCUCAUCCCAGAUGAGGUGUUCGUCAUCCCCAAAAAGCAGACGGGUGUGGAGAUGAACUCGGAGAUAAUCAGCUCCUGGCUGGAGCAGAAAAGCUCUACGUCUAACUCCAUAAAUGCGGAUGUAUCCUUCCUCCCGGUGCUGAAUGGCAAAUUUUCAAUAGAGAACCAGAGGAUGAAAACCCAUCAAGUCAAAGACUCUUCAACUACUGCCAGAGUGCAAGUUCGUAACUUCAUCUACACAGUCAAGGCUUAUCCAGACUUCACUCUUGACACACGCUUUGCCCAACAAGUCAAAGACAUAGCCGAUGCCAUUGAAAACAACCAAACAAGGAACGUAGACUAUCUCGCAGAGAAGAUGGUGCUGGACUACGGAACCCAUGUCAUCACCAGUGUCGACGCUGGGGCCACUUUGGUGGAGGAAGACUACCUACGUUCUUCUUAUGUGUCGGACGACGUGUCGGAGAGUUCCUCCAUUAAGUCACAAGCAGGCUUCAACUUUUUUGACAAACUCAAGUUUGACAUAAGCAGUGAAAAUGCCCAAAAGAGCUCCUCCCUCCAAACAUAUCAGUCCAACAUCCAGUACUCCAUUAUCCAAAGCCAGGGAGGAACGCCUUUCUAUCCUGGAAUCACCCUGCAGAAGUGGCAGGAAAGUACCAAGAACAACCUGGUGGCAAUCGAUAGAUCAGGAUUCCCCCUGCAGUACUUUUUAAACAUCAACACCCUUCCUGAGCUGCCGCGGCCUACGGUUGGCAAAGUGGCUGUGGCAGUGAGUCGGGCCGUAGAGCGCUACUACAAGGUCAACGCGCGGCCCGGGUGCGUCGACGUCAACUCCAAGAACUUUAACUUCCAAGCCAACGUCGAUGACGCAUCCUGCGAGGGCCCCGCUACAAACCUCAGUUUUGCUGGCGUGUACCAAGAGUGUAUCCACAUCAGCUCAGAUGCAGGUCCACUGUGUGAUGUCCUGGCCCAGAAGAACCCCGAAACAGGGGCCUUUUCCUGUAGUUUGCCUUACACUGCCAAUUUACUGAGAUCGGAGGUGAGACAGCAGGGUUACACGACCUACGACUGCUACAACCACCGCUAUUCCUGUGGCUUUUUGGGGCUUUUCGAUUGCAAUCGGCGAGUGUGUCAGGACAACUACCACGUCCGCUCUGCUCGCAUCAACACCUUCUGGUGCUCUGUAAGCGGAAAGGCCCCAGACAACUCGGGGUACAUGUUCGGAGGCAUCUACGGCCCAUCUCUCCUGAACCCCGUCACCAAGGCAAAAAGCUGUCCCCUGGGCUUCUUUCCAGAAAAGCUGCUCUCGGAUGGCCAAAUGAUCUGUGUGAGUAAGGACUACGAAAUUGGCAGUAGAUACUCGGUGUCAUUUGGAGGCCUCUUCAGUUGUCAGUCAAACAACCCGCUGGCAAAAAAUCAACGUCGCUGCCCUCCUGAGUUCAGUCAGCACCUCGCCGCAGUGAGCGACGGCUGCGAGAUUCUUUACUGUGUCAAGUCGGGACUGUUCACAGGGGGGCAGCUGCUUCCGAUCCGUCUGCCACCGUUUACCAAACCGCCACUUGUCACCAUGCAAGCCUUAAAUACGGUUAUGGUCAUGACCGAGGGAGAUAUGAGCUGGAUCAGAGUGGGGGAGACCAAGGCGUGGAAAUUGGCCAAACCAGAGGAAAUCAAGCAAAUGGUUUGGAAGAUUAACCCAGGUCUGAGUGAGAUGUCUAGCGGUGAAAAGGCCGGGGUAGCUUUUGGGGUGAUGGGCAUAAUGGCGCUGGUGGUGAUCGUGGCAGUAGUUCUGGUGAAGAGAAGGAGGAGGGUGUCUGCUUUUGGCACGGCUAGGGGCUAUGAGGCGUUACAGGAUGCGGCCGACUGCGUUGAAGGGGAGCAACAGCAAAAUGAGGCUUGAGAAAAACAUUGAGGACGGCUGCUUGUGCUCCUCAGUUGCUUUUUGUAACCCAGCACGAUGUUAACAUGCACCAGCACAUACGUUUACUUUUAGUAUUUCACCAAUAAAUACACGUCUGAUUAAAUACUUCUAAAAAGAGUGCCUCGGACCUUCCCUUAUUUUGGAAAGUCCACAAAUACUUUCAAUAAUCAACCACAAGAGAUAGAGGAACCGGUUCAGAUUUGAACUUCCUUGUUCAUUCUCACCGGAGACACCCGGUCAUGAAUCUCAAAGGGAGCGGAACAAAUCUAUCAUACAUGGGCCCCUUUAAAUGAGUUGUACUUUGAAUUAAUUAGCCACAUACUUUUGCAAUGCUCAUGAAACCAACCUAGUUAAAAUUAAAUAUAGUUACAGCCCAUUUAUUGGGAGACAUUCUUUUCCUGUUAUCACAAUGUGUACUUUGCUCAAACAAAUGUGACUGAAGACAUGUGCCUUUGAAAGGCCCAAAUAGCUGCACGCAUAAGUGCUUUCAAAGGCCAGCGAAUCAACACUGCUCUCCUGAGGCCAGGAUGCAUAAUACCAUGUAGUGUAAAAACAGUGUGUAUCUGAAAACCUGUAUGCUUUGUUUAACUUGAGGACUUUCCUGUGUUUUUUAUAAUUAUAUUUUAGCUGAUUAACAUUGUGUGAAGCCUUUUUUUCUUCAACAUAUUGAUAAAAGAUGCAUUAGAUGAAUAAUUUUCUACAUUUUGCAUUUGAUCCCACGCUGUUAAAAUAAAAAAAAGAUUCCUACGUUUAUGUAAAUUGAACUCAUCCCACUGCGCUUAACUACCAAUUAAAGUGGUCUACGACAACUGAA